Paraglomus occultum is the source of this 681-nucleotide messenger RNA. NCBI's taxonomy places the organism in Eukaryota, Fungi, Glomeromycota, Glomeromycetes, Paraglomerales, Paraglomeraceae. The record is from the annotation of a GenBank genome assembly.
AUGACCAACGGUCCUCUACAACCUCUUCGCCGUGGUGCCUUUAUCCUUCUCGAGGGGUGCGAUCGAUCCGGGAAAAGCACGCAAGCUGCGAAACUUGUUCGACAGUUAAAAGCUCGAGGAUGUCGAGUUGAGCACAUGAGAUUUCCUGACAGGACAACGCCAAUCGGAAAGAUGAUAGACGCGUAUCUAAAGUCGACACAGGAAUUGGAUGACCAUGCUGGCAACGAUGAAAAAAUAUUUGUCAAGGUAAAAGUUCCGAGUUCAUUUACUUCUCGAUUUUCUGUUCGUCUAAAAUUAGUUUGCUCUGCCAGUGGUACAUCAAUAGUUGUAGAAAGAUAUGCUUAUUCCGGUAUUGCAUUUUCGGCAGCCAAGGGUCUAGACUUUUCUUGGUGUAAAUCAUCAGAUGUAGGUCUCCUUGCUCCAGAUAUCACGCUUUUCCUGGAUUUACCCAUCUGCGAGGCAGGAAAGAGAGCAGGUUUUGGCGACGAAAGGUAUGAGAAGGAAGAUUUCCAAAGGAACGUUAGAAGUCAAUUUCUGGAUAUGAAACAUGAUGAUAUGAAAAUUAUAGACGCUCGAAAGACUAUAGAUGAGAUCCAUAGAGAACUUGUGGCAAUUGCCAUUGAAACUAUUAAAAAAUGCGCCACGUUGCCGCUCAAAGACUUGUGGAAGUCUGAUGACUAA